Molecule: messenger RNA, 1887 nt
Organism: Melozone crissalis (California towhee)
Lineage: Eukaryota; Metazoa; Chordata; Aves; Passeriformes; Passerellidae
Gene: CDC7
Product: cell division cycle 7
Exons: 11
Coding region: 1-1686 (561 amino acids)
Biological process (GO): protein phosphorylation; mitotic DNA damage checkpoint signaling
Cellular component (GO): nucleus
Molecular function (GO): ATP binding; protein serine/threonine kinase activity
Source: RefSeq, a predicted model, not a curated record
AUGGAGGCGGUGUUGAAGUCUCCCUGUGAUGAACAGCACCCUCAGCAGGCUGAAGACUUCCACGGGAAUCUGGAGCAGAGCAGCAAGCCUUCAGCAGGAGUAAAAAAAGAUAUUGAAAAACUUUAUGAAGCAGUGCCACAGCUUGUAAAUGUGUUCAAAAUAAAGGAAAAAAUCGGGGAAGGUACUUUUAGUUCUGUUUACUUGGCCACAGCACAGCUACAAACAGGAUAUGAGGAAAAAAUGGCUCUGAAACACUUGAUUCCAACCAGCCACCCUCUGCGAAUAGCUGCUGAACUUCAGUGCCUCACAGUGGCAGGGGGACAAGAUAAUGUUAUGGGAGUUAAAUACUGCUUUAGGAAAAACGAUCACGUUGUUAUUGUUAUGCCGUAUCUGGAGCACGAGUCCUUCUUGGACAUUUUGAAUUCCCUUUCCUUUGAAGAAGUGAGGGAAUACAUGUUUAAUCUGUUUAAAGCGUUGAGGCGCAUCCAUCACUUCGGCAUUGUUCACCGUGAUGUCAAGCCCAGCAACUUCCUCUACAACAGGCAGCUGAAAAAGUAUGCCUUGGUAGAUUUUGGCUUGGCACAAGGAACCCCUGAUACGAAAAUUGAGCUUCUUAAAACUGCCCACUCUGAAGACCAGCAGGGAAGUUGCUUGCAAAUGAAUCCCAUAACCUUGGGAAAUGGGGCUUCUGUCAGUGUCACAGCACCCAAACAGAUAGCUCAACAGUCAGCCUCAAAAGCAGCUGACAGAAGGUCCAGCUCACUUUCAAAAGUACAGAUGAAACAAGGAAGAGGAGGAAAGGAGGACUCUGUGCACCAUUCUGUCCAGCGCUCUGUCUUCGGAGAGAGGAAUUUCAAUGUCUACAGCUCCACAUACCAGGAGAACUCAAGCACAAAACUGAUAAAACAAUCAAAGGUGAUAGAUGUUUCAUCUAGGAAGCUAGUAACAAAGAAGAAGAUUAUUUCUACCAGAACUGUGAGCAGUGGGGCAGCCAGGAAAGCUGCCAGUGCCUGCCCUUUAAACCUGCCCUGUGACUGUUACGCAACGGACAGAGUCUGCAGUGUUUGCCUUUCAAGGCGUCAGCAAGUGGCUCCCAGGGCAGGAACACCUGGAUUCAGAGCACCAGAAGUAUUAACAAAGUGCCCCACUCAGACCACAGCAAUAGACAUGUGGUCUGCAGGAAUCAUAUUCCUUUCUCUACUCAGUGGACGGUAUCCAUUUUUCAAAGCAAGUGAUGAUUUAACUGCUUUGGCACAAAUCAUGACAGUUCGUGGAUCCAGAGAAACCAUUCAGGCUGCUAGAACUUUUGGAAAAUCAGUUGUGUGUACCCAAGUUGUCCCAACUCAAAACCUACGAACCCUCUGUGAAAAGCUGAGAGGAGCAAAUAGCAGCUGUAAGGGAUCUCAGGGGGAAGGGCCCAGCAGGUCUGAAAACAACACAGCUCUGUCGGUUGCAGCAGACAAACCCUGUGCUCCUGAGACACUUGGAAAACAAAUUCAACACUUACAGAGUCUUCAGGAAGGUGAUGGUGCUUUGGAAACGAAGGAAACUGACAUGAAAGGAUGGGAUCAGGUUCCUGAUGAAGCCUAUGACCUGCUUGAUAAGCUACUAGACUUAAACCCUGCAACAAGAAUAACUGCAAAAGAGGCUUUGCUGCAUCCUUUUUUUAAAGACAUAAGGCUCUGAGAAGAUAACUUACUUUGUUAUUCCUUUCAUAUGUUUUGUAGAACUGAAAUACUAAGGCAGUUUUACCUUGUUGCCCUCAACAUUUACACUCACUGAAAUAACGUCACACUGUGCUCUGAACUACUGAAAUUUUGUCUUGUACAGUUGGACUGCAAAUGUCAGUUUAAGAAAUACUUGCAGAUGCAAAAGUUACAUAAACAU